Messenger RNA from Eucalyptus grandis, 970 nucleotides. RefSeq lists its product as uncharacterized. The record is from RefSeq and is a predicted model, not a curated record. Bases 129 to 812 code for a protein of 227 amino acids. The transcript has a single exon. Lineage: Eukaryota; Viridiplantae; Streptophyta; Magnoliopsida; Myrtales; Myrtaceae.
GAAGUCAAAAGAUAUUUGUGGGUGAGAAGGAUGCAUCACUCAACUUCCACCCCUCUAUAAAGGCCCCUCGCUUUUUGGAUGGCGCUUCACCCAUCCUCCUACAGAACAAGAAGCAGUGAAACAAGCACAUGGCUCGCUUGGUGUUGUUGCUGUGGUAUCUAGGUACCUUAGCAGCAUUUCGACAAGCUUCUGCUGUGGAGUACACAGCACUGAACAACGCGUCUUCAACAGCCGGUGGAGCAAGGUUCGAUGGUGAAAUUGGCACAGAGUACACCAAGAAAGUAAUGAACUCCUCCACUGUAUUCAUUUGGCAAAUUUUCCAAGAAUUGACCUCAGAGGACAGAAGAGAUGUGCAAGCUGUAAGUGUUUUUAUUGAAUCCAUGGAGGGGGUAGCAUAUGCACUUAUCGACACGAAUGAAAUUCACGUCAGCUCGGAGUACAUAGGAAACUACUCCGGUGAUGUGAAGAACGAGAUAACUGGGGUUUUGUAUCACGAGAUGACGCAUAUAUGGCAGUGGUUUGCCAAUCAAGAAGCGCCGACUGGUUUGACAGAGGGAAUAGCGGAUUUUGUGAGGCUGAAGGCGGGGUAUGCACCAAGCCACUGGGUGAAACCAGGCCAGGGAAACCGGUGGGACCAGGGCUGUGAUGUCACAGCACAUUUUCUGGACUAUUGUGAUGGUCUUCUGAGUGGGUUUGUAGCAGACAUGAACAAGAAGAUGAAGACUGGCUAUAGCCCUCAGUAUUUCGUUGAGUUGCUGGGGAAGACAGUUGAUCAGCUCUGGAGUGACUACAAGGCUAAAUAUGGAAGUUAGGUUACUUUUUCUGUAAUGAAUAAAGUCCAAGUAAUUGUUUUCCAGGGAAAAAAUGGUUAUAUGCAGUCAUUCUCUGUAAUAUGCUGAUUUAAAGCACAGCCAUUUAAGUUUUUCGUUUCUUCCAAAAAGUUCAGAAGUAGGUGGUGUGAUUAAGCUAA